AUGUCUCGAGACAAGUUAACUGAGCUAAUUCCAUCUUUUACUCAUACAUGUCAAGAUCACAGUGACCAGCAACUAAAAUACUAUUGUCAACAAUGUAUUAUUCCAGUAUGCAUUGAAUGUACCAUCAUCAACCACAAGGACCAUCCUGUUACUGAGAAUAUGAGCAGGGAUGAACUAACUAAACUAAUUCCAUCUUAUACCCAUACCUGUCAAGAUCACACUGACCAGCAACUAAAGUACUAUUGUCAACAAUGUAUCAUUCCAGUAUGUAGUGAAUGUACCAUCAUCAACCACAAGGACCAUUCUGUUACUGAGGUAAGUAAACAGGUAGACAUCAAUAAGGCAACAGUUCAUGAGAGCAUACAAGGUUUCCAAGUAGCUCAACAACAACUUAAGAAAGUCUUGAUAUCAGGAGAAGAGAUAAAGGAGAAGAUCAAUGCUCGUAAAAAUGAGAUAGAUACAAUCAUACGUCAAACAUUUUCCACUCUUCAACAUCUUUACAUGAACGUGAGGAGUCUCUGUUAG
Molecule: messenger RNA, 525 nt
Organism: Gigantopelta aegis
Lineage: Eukaryota; Metazoa; Mollusca; Gastropoda; Neomphalida; Peltospiridae
Product: E3 ubiquitin-protein ligase TRIM71-like
Exons: 2
Coding region: 1-525 (174 amino acids)
Biological process (GO): positive regulation of DNA-templated transcription
Cellular component (GO): nucleoplasm; chromatin
Molecular function (GO): ubiquitin-protein transferase activity; zinc ion binding
Source: RefSeq, a predicted model, not a curated record